GUAAACUCAGAGCACGAGUUGGUACAGGCACUUGCCGCUUACGCCGGACACGUGGUGAAGAUCUUUGCAGUUUACCCCCAUCCGAAACUGAGCCGACUUGUCUGUGUGCGGGCUGGACGUGCCCGCAAGAAGCUGAGACGCCGCCACUAUAAAGAUGCGGCUCGGACUGCGCCUCGCAGACGUGGGGCACGCGGGACUACCAACCGACAAGCGACAUGGGUCUCAGACUCUGAGGAAAUUGGACGUGCACUUCAAACAUACUCGUGGGCUGACAUUAGGAAAAUUGUGGGGGUAUCUCCUUGGGGGGAACAACUUCUUUUCCGGAUCAAACAAAGAGCUUUCUCCAGGUACGACCCCGUCAAUCGGUGCCCUGGGUGCCCUAUGGAGGAGUGU
Messenger RNA from Phytophthora sojae, 393 nucleotides. RefSeq lists its product as hypothetical. The annotation marks the transcript as partial. The transcript has a single exon. NCBI's taxonomy places the organism in Eukaryota, Oomycota, Peronosporomycetes, Peronosporales, Peronosporaceae. The record is from RefSeq and is a predicted model, not a curated record.